Messenger RNA from Fonsecaea nubica, 2427 nucleotides. RefSeq lists its product as hypothetical. Gene Ontology annotation, molecular function: aldehyde-lyase activity. The record is from RefSeq and is a predicted model, not a curated record. Lineage: Eukaryota; Fungi; Ascomycota; Eurotiomycetes; Chaetothyriales; Herpotrichiellaceae. The transcript has 2 exons. Gene Ontology annotation, biological process: carbohydrate metabolic process. Bases 1 to 2427 code for a protein of 808 amino acids.
AUGUCUUCCACGGAUGUCUCUGUCGAGAGCAUCUCGCCCUUUGGCACAGCCCGCUCGACCGUCAAGGGUGAGCCUCUCGGCAGCGACGAGCUGAAGCUCCAUGAUGACUAUAUGCGAGCCAGUCUUUAUCUCUGCCUUGGCAUGCUUUAUCUCAAGAAGAAUGCCCUGCUCAAAGAGCCACUCAAGGUCGAAGACUUGAAAGCCAGGCUCCUCGGGCACUGGGGGUCCGAUGCUGGUCAAGUUUUCACCUAUGUCCACAUGAAUCGCCUUAUCAAAAAGUAUGAUCUCGAUGUUAUCUUCAUCUCCGGCCCCGGACACGGAGCCCCCGCGGUGAUCUCUCAGGCCUAUCUGGAGGGUGUCUAUAGCGAAGUUUACCCGGAUAAAUCCGAAGAUGAAGAAGGCAUGCGGAAAUUCUUCAAGCAGUUUUCCUUUCCCGGGGGCAUCGGUAGCCAUGCUACCCCUGAGACGCCUGGGAGUUUGCACGAAGGAGGUGAGCUGGGCUACAGUGUUUCACAUGCCUUUGGCACCGUUUUCGACCACCCGAAUCUGAUCGCUCUGACCAUGGUCGGUGAUGGUGAGUCCGAGACUGGUCCGUUGGCUACCAGCUGGCAUAGCACCAAAUUCCUCAAUCCCAUCACCGACGGUGCUGUUCUCCCUGUUCUCCAUCUCAAUGGCUACAAGAUCAACAACCCCACUGUGCUCGCCCGUAUCAGCCACCGAGAGCUGGAGGCGCUGUUCAUCGGCUACGGCUGGACUCCGUACUUCGUCGAAGGCAGUGAUCCCUUGAGCAUGCACCAGGCCAUGGCUGCCACCUUGGAGAAGUGUGUCGUGGAGAUUCGAGCCCACCAGAAGAAGGCACGCGAAUCAGGAAAGGCGUUCCGACCUCUGUGGCCCAUGAUCGUCCUUCGAAGCCCGAAAGGCUGGACUGGCCCACGAACCGUGGAUGGACACUACCUUGAAGGCUUCUGGCGAGCCCAUCAAAUCCCCCUGCCAGAUGUCGCGUCUAGCUCCGAGCACCUGAAACUCCUUGAACAGUGGAUGAAGAGCUACACCCCCGAGCAGUAUUUUGGUAAGGAAGGAAAACUGGUCCCAACUCUGAAGAAGCUGGUUCCGGAGGGUAACCGGCGGAUGAGUGCCAACCCUGUCGCCAAUGGUGGUAUCUUGAAGAAGCCGCUGCUCAUGCCCGACUUCCGUGAGUACAAGCUGGCCUGCGAGAAAGGAGGUAUAACCGAAGCACCCAGCAUGUCGAACAUGGCCGUCUUCCUGCGAGACAUCAUUGCAAAGAACCCACACAACUUCCGUCUUUUUGGUCCAGAUGAAACCGAGUCCAACAAGCUUGGCGGAGUCUACGAGGCCGGUAAGAAAGUGUGGAUGGGCGAAUACUUUGAAGAAGAUGAAGAUGGUGGCAAUCUGGCUUUCAACGGUCGUGUCAUGGAGAUGCUCAGUGAACAUACCGUCGAAGGUUGGCUCGAAGGCUACCUCCUGUCUGGGCGCCAUGGAUUGCUCAACAGCUACGAGCCAUUCAUUCACAUCAUCGACUCGAUGGUCAACCAGCACUGCAAGUGGAUUGAGAAGUGCCUCGAGGUCGAAUGGCGUGCUAAGAUUGCCUCUCUCAAUAUCCUGUUGACGGCCACCGUCUGGCGGCAAGACCACAACGGCUUCACCCAUCAAGAUCCCGGAUUCCUGGACGUCGUCUGCAACAAGUCCCCAGAGGUUGUCCGCAUCUAUUUGCCACCUGAUGGAAACUGUCUCCUGUCGGUGAUGGACCAUUGCUUCCGAAGCAGCAACUACGUCAACGUCAUUGUUGCCGACAAGCAGAAUCACUUGCAAUAUCUCGACAUGGACGCAGCCAUCGAGCACUGCACCAAGGGUGCCGGCAUCUGGGACUGGGCCUCCAACGACCAAGGGCAAGAGCCCGACGUCGUCAUGGCAUCUUGCGGCGACGUCCCGACCAUGGAAUCACUGGCCGCGACGGCGUUGCUCCGAGAGUACAUUCCGGAGCUCAAGAUUCGUUUUGUCAAUGUGGUGGAUCUGUUCAAGCUGAUCCCCGAGCACGACCACCCUCAUGGCAUGUCCCAACGAGAAUUUGAGGCCAUCUUCACGCCCAACAGGCCCGUCAUCUUCAACUUCCACUCAUACCCCUGGCUCAUUCACCGUCUGACGGCCCAGCGACCCAGCCAAGCCAACCUCCACGUGCGCGGCUACAACGAGAAGGGUAACAUUGACACUCCUCUCGAGCUCGCCAUCCGCAACCGCACCGAUCGCUUCAGUCUCGCCAUUGAAGCACUCGACAGGAUGCCUGAGCUGGGCAACAAGGGUGCCAGUGCCAGAGAGAAGCUGCUGAGCUCACAGAUCAAGUAUCGCACGGCAGCGUUCAACGAGGGUAUCGACCCAGAAGAGAUCAGGAAGUGGGUCUGGCCCUUUUAA